Molecule: messenger RNA, 1827 nt
Organism: Kogia breviceps (pygmy sperm whale)
Lineage: Eukaryota; Metazoa; Chordata; Mammalia; Artiodactyla; Physeteridae
Source: RefSeq, a predicted model, not a curated record
AACGACUUCGGAGCACAGUAAAUGGUGAGGGCCAAGAAGUCAGGGAGUGCAAAGAGAAAACAAGAGGCGAGUUGCUGAGCAAUAUGUCCUAAUUGCAUUGAUAAAGAGUAAUGGGCUUUUCUUUCUUCAGUUUUCUUUCCAGCAGGGUGGAUGGGGAGCGUCACUGGCUGACAAGCUGGUCAGGUGAGAAUAGUUUCUAGAUUCCUACUUGAGUGUUUAUUGAUGGAGAAGAGAGUGAAUGAUGCAGUUUGAAACAAAAAUGCGAUGUUCUGAAUCGUGGAUUUUCAGGUUAUAAUACCAGAUGGGCGAAAAUUAUUCUCCCGAGGCUAAUCAGGAAGGGGAACAGUUUGGACAGCCCAGUAGCAGUUACAAUUUUCUUUGGUGCCAAUGACAGUGCGCUAAAAGACGAGAGCCCCAAGCAGCACGUCCCCCUGGAGGAGUACGCGGCGAACCUGACCAGCAUGGUGCGGUACCUGCGGUCCGCGGACGUGCCCGGGAGCAGGCUCAUCCUCGUCACGCCGCCGCCGCUCGGCGAGGCCGCCUGGGCACAGGAGUGCCUCCGGCAAGGGUGCAAAUUAAAUCGCCUCAACUCGGUCGUUGGUGAAUAUGCCAGGGCCUGCCUACAAGUAGCCCAAGACUGUGGGACUGAUGCACUCGACCUGUGGAGCCUGAUGCAGAAGGACAGUCAGGACUUUUCUUCCUAUUUGUCAGAUGGACUACAUUUAUCACCAAAAGGAAAUGAGUUUUUGUUCUCCCAUCUUUGGCCUUUGAUCGAGAAGAAAGUCUCUUCCCUGCCUUUGCUGCUCCCUUACUGGCGAGACAUCGCAGAAGCAAAACCAGCACUAAGUCUUCUGGGAGAUGGGGGCCACUAGUCACAGAAAACCACGCCCAGCUGUUAGUCUACGGAACAGGAAGCCGCCAGCGCACAGAGGCCCAAGAUAAGGGGUCAGAGAAGAUUCUUUUCUCAACUUUCAUGGCCCUGCCAUAAAAAUCACUAACAAACAUCUGCCACCAAAAUUAGUAAAAGCAUGGGAAUUUUUGACAGCUUUGUACCUAGGUACAUCGUGAUUUGAUAAUAAAUAUUUAUUGAUUGAUGCAGGUGUCAUCAGUGCCACAGCUACAAAAUAUACCCUGAUACCCUGAGCAGCUUGUUAAUUUUAUAAAUGGAAAAAAGGUAAAGACAGUGUUUUUUUUUUUUUUAAGUCACAAUUUUAUAAAAAAUGGUUUCUUACAUUCAGCUGGGAACCAUUUCACUCAUACAUACACCCACUCACCUUAUAUCAGAUUGCAGAAGUGUUAACUACAAUAUAAGAAAUAUUAUAACUAGUUAAAAGACAGCAUAUACCACAAGGUACAAGUUCAAGUAUUAGUGUAACAGGUAUCUGCGUAACAAACAUCCUUAGAAAAAAAGAUACGAUUUGUCACAGGUUUGGUUGAUUGCUCUCAAAGCUUACAAGUUAUCUCAGUUAAAAUGUCUUCCCUGGUGAGCACAUUUCAGUACUUAGCAGGGGAAAGAAGCUUGUAAAAGGAAAUCAAUCAGAAUUCAACCUGAUGGUUUUUAUCCUUCACACAGUAGAUGCAGACCAUACUGAAGCACUAGAUCAAGAAGUAACGUGGGUCAAAACCAAGGGUUUCUAGCAAUCAGCUGUGUGGGGAGAAAGCCCCAGGCCAGCACAUCACACCCGGUUCUUUUCGCAGAAACCAUCUCCUGUGCGCUCUUGGCCACUAGUGUUUGAGAAGAGGCGAACACAACCCGCUUAUUCUGAAGGAGUUCAGGCUUUCUGAAGGGCGAAUGUUUUUAGAGGAUGGUGACAGUAUCGAUACAUG